Baudoinia panamericana UAMH 10762 is the source of this 582-nucleotide messenger RNA. RefSeq lists its product as uncharacterized. The transcript is spliced from 2 exons. Lineage: Eukaryota; Fungi; Ascomycota; Dothideomycetes; Mycosphaerellales; Teratosphaeriaceae. The record is from RefSeq and is a predicted model, not a curated record. Bases 1 to 582 code for a protein of 193 amino acids.
AUGGUUCGCAGCCUGUUCUUGCUCGGCCUUGUCGGCCUUGCGAUCGCUGGGGAAAGCCAGGGAUGGGGCGAUGAUGGCGUUUGGGGAGAUGACAAGGAUGACAACUGGGGUGGUGAGGGCGGCAACGGAUGGGGUGACAACAACGGUUGGGGCUCCAGCUCCGGAUGGGGUUCGAGCAGCUGGACGUCAACAUCGCUCUCCACCACAUCUUCGCGACCAUACUCGUCGUUCUCCAACACAACCACACACUCGACCACACCGUCGACAACCACCUCGACCACUAUUACGACCUCAACCCGCCCAUCUACGACCACGAUAACCACCACCAUCACCUCGUCCAGCCCGCGCCCGUCGAGCAGCACGCCAUCAUCCAGCAGCCCGCGUCCGUCUUCCAGCACCCCCCACCCCAGUGAGCAGCAGCCCGCGCCCAUCGAGCUCGACACCAGUGAGCAGCAGCCCACGCCCAUCGAGCAGCACGCCAUCAUCCAGCAGCCCGCGUCCGUCUUCCAGCACCCCCGUGAGCAGCAGCCCGCGUCCGUCUUCCAGCACCCCCGUGAGCAGCAGCCCGCGUCCGUCUUCUAG